Lactuca sativa (garden lettuce) is the source of this 2442-nucleotide messenger RNA. RefSeq names its product TMV resistance protein N. Lineage: Eukaryota; Viridiplantae; Streptophyta; Magnoliopsida; Asterales; Asteraceae. Gene Ontology annotation, biological process: defense response. The record is from RefSeq and is a predicted model, not a curated record.
AUGUGCAACUAUCCCAAGGCAGGUUAUGAAGAGGUGUUAGAUAAGCUUGUGAAGUAUUGUCAAGGACAUCCGUUGGCUCUCGAAAUCUUGGGAAAGUCUCUACAUAAUCGGGAUGUGGCGUACUGGGAAGGUUUCAUGGAAGGACUAAAGAAAGAAAUUAGUUCCCCUAUAAAUAAUGUCUUGAGAAUGAGUUUUGACUCUUUACCAUCCGACAACGAUAAGGACUUGUUUAAGCAUAUUGCUUGUUUUUUUGUUGGAAUAGAUAGAGAAGUUAGCGAAACAAUAUUAGAAGCAUGUGAUAUAAACAUAAGAUCCGGAAUCACGAAUCUCCUUGACAAAUGUCUUCUUAGUAUUGGAUGGAAUAAUGAAUUGAUGAUGCAUCAGUUGGUUCAAGAGAUGGGAAGAUUUGAAGUAAGUCAAGAAUCACUUAACAAGCCAUGGAAAAGAAGUCGAUUGUGGUGUCAUAAAGAGUCAUUCAAAGUAUUGAAACAUAAAAAGGGUAAGGGAAAUCUUCUAGGCCUUUCCCUUGACAUGCGCAUGCUUGAGAAAGAGAAGUUGGGAGGAUCAUUUGAGUUGAAAACGGAUGCAUUGAGUAACAUGGAUAGUCUUAUGCUACUACAACUUAAUUAUGUUCACAUGCAUGGGUCUUAUGAGAACUUUCCAGAAGAAAUAAGAUGGUUGUGUAUGCAUGGGUUUCCUUUAAAGUCUAUACCUUUAGACUUACCUAUAGAUAAUCUUGUUGCUCUUGACAUGUCAUAUAGCAAUAUUGAAUCAUUUGUCGGUUGGUAUAGUAAUCCUCAAAGACUUGAGAAGAGGCAAAAGGUGGAUGGAUCGUGCUUAAAAGAGAAAAGGUUGUUUGGUUCACUAAAGAUUCUAAACUUAAGUUUCUGCAAACAACUUCAUAGUGUUGGUGACUUUGACCAACUCCCUACACUUGAGAGGUUAAUACUUAGAAAUUGCAUCGGGUUGCAUGAUGUUUGUGAAUCAAUUGGGCAAGGUGUUGAACUUGUCCUCAUCGAUCUGAGCUAUUGCAGGAAGCUUGAAAAACUUCCAAGAAGUAUAUGCUUGUUAAAGAAGGUUAAAACAGUGUUGCUAGAUGGUUGUAAUCUUGGUGAAUCUCAAAUCAAGAAUAUGGAAUUGGAUUCAUUGGAAAUGUGCAUGGUUAACACCACUGACAUAAACAGAAGAACCUCUUUCUCUGCAUUUAUGGGUGCUAUACCAAGUGAUUUGAAGUCAUUUUCAAUGUCUUUGCCAAGAUCUUUAGUAAGGUUAUCACUUGCAAAUAAUAAUUUGUCCCAUGAAACCUUUCCCAUGGACUUUAGUUGCCUAUCCAUGUUAAAGCAUUUAUAUUUAGAUGAAAACCCUAUCAGUUCCAUGCCCAAUUGUGUGAGAACCCUUCCUAGACUUGAGAUACUUACCAUGGAAAAAGUUGUAUUUGAUCCAGAUAUGUCCCCACUCCAGUUAUCAAUAAACUGGUCAGAUUACGCAUCUUGGAUAGAUUGCACACCUUGGUUAUAUGAAAUUCAAGGCAUGGUCAAAAUCCAACCAAUGGUGACUGUCGAGGAAAAGGUAUUACAUAGCUUGGGCUGGACAAACUUUGACUUCCAUAACUACAGGCGUGCGGGAAGUAAUUCUUCAUUGAAACACGGAAUCCAGUUGUUUUAUGAAUUUGGAAUAUUCAGCACAAAGUACGAGGAGGAGGAGAUGCCGAGUUGGUUUACAAAUAGAAGCGUUGGGCCAUCAAUAUCAUUUACCAUCCCAUCAUCAUCUCCAAACAAACUUAGAGGAAUCAAUUUAUGCUCUAUGCAGAGAUUGCGAGGUUCGGAUGAGAGGUCUCCAUAUGUAUUUGGUCAAUUCCCUAAAGAGCCAAUGAUGACAAUCAGUAAUAUAACAAAAAACCGCAUGUGGAUAUACGAACGUCACAAGGACUCAACUUCUACAAUGUGUUACAUUUUGUUAAGUCAUUGGAUGUUUGGGAUGAACGAGAUGGAGGCUGGAGACCAUGUUACUAUUACUGUUACAGCACCAGCUGAUGAACUUGUAAAGGAGUGUGGGGUGAGUCUUGUGUAUGAUGAUGGACAAGAAGAAGGAGAAGAAGAUGCAUUGGAUUAUUACAAGUCAUGGAAUCACAUAAUUGGUGGAGAUCUCUCUCCUUUUCAAACAGAAACAGGACAAUAUAUCCUACACAACUGGAGAUUUUUACGGCCUGGACAAGACAAAGUGUGGUUUAGAGCUUUAUCCCCAAGGAAUCCUGGCAUACUUGUUCGUGAAUGUGAAAUUGUCACAUGGAUUGGUAAUAGAAGAAAGGUUUUAGAACGAGAAAGAAGGAGAGAGGAGAAAUAUUUUGGGAUGAAUGGGUUUUUAUUUAUUCUUUGGUUCUUGUCUUUGUUACUUCUCCAAGAGAAAAAGCUUGGGGUGGGGAUGCACAAGAAAUCGAUAUAA